AUGGGUUGCUGUGGCUGUAGAGGCAACUGUGGUGGCUGCGGUGGUGGCUGUGGUGGCUGCGGUGGUGGCUGCAGUGGCUGCAGUGGCUGUACCUGCCGCCGCGUGGGCUGCUGCUCUGCCUGCUGCCCCUGCUGCUGUGGCUGCUGUGGGGGCUGCUGUAGCCCCACAGUUGUCUGCUGCCGCCGCACCUGCUGCUGUGGCUCUUGUGGCUGUGGCUCCUGUGGCUGUGGCUGUGGCAAGGGCUGCUGCCAACAAAAAUGCUGCUGCCAACAGAAAUGUUGCUGCAAGAAGCAAUGCUGCUGCUAG
Messenger RNA from Gracilinanus agilis (Agile Gracile Mouse Opossum), 306 nucleotides. RefSeq names its product small cysteine and glycine repeat-containing protein 5-like. The record is from RefSeq and is a predicted model, not a curated record. The coding region runs from base 1 to 306 and encodes 101 amino acids. Lineage: Eukaryota; Metazoa; Chordata; Mammalia; Didelphimorphia; Didelphidae. The transcript has a single exon.